Molecule: messenger RNA, 495 nt
Organism: Protopolystoma xenopodis
Lineage: Eukaryota; Metazoa; Platyhelminthes; Monogenea; Polystomatidea; Polystomatidae
Source: the annotation of a GenBank genome assembly
AUGUAUCUGGAUGGUCUCUCACAUGCUGUGGUGUGCCACAUUUGGCGCGAGAAAGGGCGGGUUUUCCGCGAAAUCAGGUCUUUGCAAAGCCUGAUUGCUUUUGCCCGGUCGUGUCAGCUUGUAGUAGACAAGUUGCCAGGGCAGACGAGACAUGCCAUGCUUGACUGGACUUGGCCAGUUUGGGAGAUGCUUCUCAAGGUUUUUGCGUUUUUUUCGGCCAGGUUGUCCUCAGCACCGUCGUCAUGUGGCCACGGUGGCAACCUGCUUGUCUGUGAAUCCGUGCGCCGAUGGUUCGAGACCCGGACGAGAAUAUGUAUCUAUAAUAAUGUCUCAGUCGAGAUCGGCAACACAGCUUCUCUCUCCUUCGCCGCCUUCCAGACAAUCCGUCGCCAAAGCGUCCAGCAACGCGUUGAAUGCGUCUACCCACCCAGCCAGGCAGUGGGCGAUGAGACUGACCUGAGUUUUGCACGAAAGUGCAGCUGGCUGGCACUUUGA